AUGGCUGCAAAACAUGGCCUGUCACUGCCUCACCUGCAAUCUGGUGAGGUGACACUGCUAGAUUACUCUGCAGAUGACUCUCGCGAUGUCGUGACUCUGUCGGAUAAAGAGGUUUUGGUGCUACAGCUCUACAACCAGGUUCAGGAACAACAGCUGGAAAAGGCAUUUCUCGAACAAGAACUGGAAUCAUGUUCGGGUGCAGAUCCUGAAGAACAGCUCGCAGUCGCGGAACGUGAGCUACUAGAGGCACGAUCUACUUACACGGUCAAGAGAAAGGCUGUUCGCACCAUCCUCAUGACAGAGCCUAUUAUCAAAGCUGUUCACCUAAAGGCUGCCACCCCCGCUGAGAGAGCCCUUCUUUGUCUGGUGAAUCGUCGCGAUGUGCUUGCACUUGCACAUGAGAAUCUUGCGUCAGCACAUGACUUGGUGAUGAGGCAGCUCUCAUCCCUGGAGAUAAAGAAUCUACAGAUCAAUCGCGAAAACCAGGAACUGGUGCGCCAGCUACUAGAGCUCACGAAAGAAGAUUCGUCAUGGAGAGAGAAGCUUGAAGACUCCCUGUUAUCAGAACUGGAUAGGUUUGAAGCUGAUUUAAAGGCACGCAAAGCUCAAUGGGAGACCAUGAAGUCUAUCGCUAGUGCGGUAGUUGUUGGUAGUGGACUAAAUUGGGCCGAUGACGACAUACUGCGCGCGUUGGUGCUGGAUGAAAGUGAUGACUGA
This is a messenger RNA of Penicillium robsamsonii, 717 nucleotides long. Its product is annotated as centromere protein H. Gene Ontology annotation, cellular component: kinetochore. Gene Ontology annotation, biological process: kinetochore assembly. The transcript has 3 exons. The record is from RefSeq and is a predicted model, not a curated record. Bases 1 to 717 code for a protein of 238 amino acids. NCBI's taxonomy places the organism in Eukaryota, Fungi, Ascomycota, Eurotiomycetes, Eurotiales, Aspergillaceae.